UUCAGCUAUCCAGUUUUGAAUGAUGGUAAUAAAAAUGUCCCGUUAGGUUCGUCCAAUGUUCUCUUAGUUAAUGAGCUUUUAAUGUAUGAAAAAGAUCGCCAACUGGCAACCUUGUUGAAAAACCAGAUUCUCUAUGUGAAAGCGAGGAAGCGCGAAACCAGUUGGUCCUACUUCCAUUAAUUGUGGGGACUCGCCGACACACUUGCGUUAUUUAUUGAUAUGUGUGCCCGAUUCAUGUUUAAGAACACGUUUUUUUCAUUCAGCGUUUGUAAAAUAGUGAACUUGCGGUAGGGUGCAUCAUGGAUUUAUUUAGAGAAAGUCAUUCAAGAUGAAGAAUUGAAGUUAAAUUAGUUCGAACAGAAUGAUUCGCUGUUUUGGGAUCCUCAUCUUCAUUUUAACCACCUGUAAAUCACUGUCCAUUGUUGAGAAGAAAAAUCAUGCGGACAAGAGUGACCACACUUUGAAUUCCAGUUCUAAGAACAGUCUUAAUGCGAGGACUGACGAUGCUCUGGAAUCAACUAAUUUCUAUUCAUCUGACGUAGGACCUUAUGACACCUUUUCGGAAUAUGGCAAUUUUUACGAUAGUUAUCCUGGAAUGCCGUACUUUCCAGAAUUCGGAGAAAUAUUUCGGAUUUCUAAAACAACUACUCAAGAACCACCUUUCCAGUUUCCAGAUUACGUCCGGGAGGCAUUCCCGGAUGGUUUACCAGGGGGCGGAGCUAGAUCCACUGUAAGAUCUGUACCCGGAGGUAGAAGGCCUUUGAGGCGCCCACCCAGGCCAGCCUCCAGUGGAACUAGAACAAAAGUGACCAAACAGGACCAGAGUGAGCCAAAGGACAAACCCAGGUCUCUGAAGAGUAUGACCCUCAACAAAUCCAGGAAUUAUCCCAAAAUAUUUAAAUUCAAUCCCGAUCGAGUGAACCUUGCCGAGUUUGACACUAAGAAAAAAAUCAGCGAGAACUAUUUGUCUCUGUUGAAAGGGGAUGAACUAGAUUCUGACAGGGUUAAGAGGAAUAAGUUUCUAAUACUCCACGGUGGUGUUUUUGAAAUAGAACGCUUCAGAAGACGUGGACCCGGGACUUAUUCGAAAAAUGUACCCUCCAAGGAUUCUUACUACGAAUUCAGUUCUGAUAUUGAUGAAAGUUAGAAAACAUCUUUGCAAGAGUUCAGAUUAUUUCGGAAACAGAAAUGUUAUUUUGUUAUGAAAACAAAUGUUUGUAAGCACCAAACCAUGACAAUUGGACAUAACCAUCCCCAUCUGUAAAAAUGAGCUUGAUAUUGUUAAUAUUUUUAUAAAUUAAAAGAUUUUAUGGACAUUUAAGAAACGAUAAAAAAAAAGGCAAUGUAUAAUAUAUAUGUAUAGAAAUUUUGAAUGUUGCGAAAGAAACAGGCGGGACCAAUUAUCAGAUAUUUUGCCAGUAAACCUCUUUUCAGAAGUGGAGUGGUGAUUAAGUAGUAGACUAAUUGAGGGGAAAAAACAACUGCUCUUUGCAAAAGUCUCCCACAUUUUGAUAUGCCCCAAGCUAAUUUGAAAAUUCUACAAUAGUUUCUAAUUUUCUUGAUAUUCUUUAGGCUUCUUACAAUGGGUCUAUAUGUCUUUAGGCUAAUUUGGAGAAUGUGCUAAGAAUGGAUUGAAUUUGUGGAAGCUUAUUGCAUUAAUCCUUUUAUAAGGCUAUUAAUAAUAAGCAUUCACUACUGUCUGGUUUGACUGCAAAUUCUCUGAAACAAAUCAGGCUAUUAGAGUAAUAAAUGGAGGACUGUUAGGUAUAUGUUCUAUUCAGAUUAAAGCUAUGUGGGGAACUGCAAUACUCAAGUGUAAAAUCCAGAAAUUUAGUUCAAGAAAUAAAAAAGUAUCUGCUUAGGAUUUUAACAUAAAUGAAAGAAGUGCACUUUUAUAAUAAGUAUCUAAAAAAAAUGAAUAGCAAGAAAGUUUUUUCAGAUUCAUUAGUCUAAUAGAAUGCAUGACAUUUUUUUAACGAAUAAAGAUGCAGCAAAAGCCGAGAAAUAAGCGGAGUUAGUGGAAAAUGAGAUCGGUUUUUGAUUAAUGAUUAUUUGCCUUGUUGUUCAUUAUAACUGUUUCAACUGAAUGGUAAUAUUUUGUUUGGCCAUAAUCAAUAUAAUAUCCAGUUAAUAAGAAAUUUAUAGCCUUUAAUUGUUAACAAAGAAUAUUGCAAUUUUAGUGGUUAAUGAUAUUGUAUGAUGUUCUUUCAAAUUCUUGGCAUUUUACAUACAACAGGGCAGAUGUUCACCACUGUUGAUUAUGUUAUUUAAUUUUUCAUUCACCUCAAUAAUACACCACCACUUAAUUUUCACUUUUUUGUAUUAUAUUUCAUACAAUUUGGUAUAUGUUGGGCAAUGAUCAAUCAUUGAUUUAAUAUAAACUAACUAAUAAAAUUUUAAAAACAAA
This is a messenger RNA of Parasteatoda tepidariorum (common house spider), 2407 nucleotides long. RefSeq lists its product as uncharacterized. NCBI's taxonomy places the organism in Eukaryota, Metazoa, Arthropoda, Arachnida, Araneae, Theridiidae. The record is from RefSeq and is a predicted model, not a curated record.